This is a messenger RNA of Cantharellus anzutake, 484 nucleotides long. RefSeq lists its product as uncharacterized. The annotation marks the transcript as partial. The transcript has 3 exons. The record is from RefSeq and is a predicted model, not a curated record. Lineage: Eukaryota; Fungi; Basidiomycota; Agaricomycetes; Cantharellales; Hydnaceae.
GUCUUAUUCUUCCUACUGCUUGACUCUGAACACAUCGCCUCAUCUUGCAAAGCCGCGGUCAACGAACAAAGAAAGAUAGAUGUCUGACGAAGUGAAAGGAACGUCCUCCACUACCGCCAACACGGCCAACACUAGUCCAACGAGAGCUGGGACUCGAAAGACUCCCCAAUCUCCGCUCAACAAGGGCAAAGGAAAAGGAAAGGGAGCUGCUACUGGCGGUGAUGGUGAGGAUGAAUUGAUGGAUGAUGAACUGGAAGAGGAAGACGACGAUGAGGACGAUGAGGACGAUGAGGACGACGAUGAUGAUGAUGAUGAGGAGGAAGAUGACGAAGAGGAUGAGGAUGCAGAGAAGAUUGACCCGGGUAACAUUGUCGGUUCUCGAACACGUCGUAAUCGUCAACAAGUCGACUAUACAUCCGAAGAAGCCCAUAAGAAAGCUGGAUUGUCGAAGGACGAUGCGAUGGCUGAUGAUUGAGCAAGACAA